This is a messenger RNA of Serinus canaria (Common canary), 7112 nucleotides long. RefSeq names its product cytosolic phospholipase A2 epsilon-like. Gene Ontology annotation, cellular component: cytosol. Gene Ontology annotation, molecular function: calcium ion binding; calcium-dependent phospholipid binding. Gene Ontology annotation, biological process: glycerophospholipid catabolic process. NCBI's taxonomy places the organism in Eukaryota, Metazoa, Chordata, Aves, Passeriformes, Fringillidae. The record is from RefSeq and is a predicted model, not a curated record. The coding region runs from base 1318 to 4275 and encodes 985 amino acids. The transcript is spliced from 21 exons.
UUUGUGAUGAUAUUGGUGAAAUGCCACCUUGUCCUCUGGCCUGUGGCUUCCUGGCUGUGACUCACCUGUGCUGUGGUUUGUGAUGCAGUGCCAAGUUAUCAAGUCAUUUAAUAUUAUUGCUGGGCUACAUCCCCUUCUGGGUGGGAGAGGUGUUUGGUUGGGUUCUUUUCUCUUAUUAUGUGCAGAGUAAGCAGGGGCAGGGUAAUGACAGAGCAGCUUCAGCAGUUAAUAUUGCUUAAUUUGAUUUAUGAAAUCCACAAAAGGCCCAAAUGUGGACCUUCUGGAAAGGGUGGAAGUUAAGUGGGAAGCAUGGCAUGUUAUCUAAGUGGAUGGCUAACUCCUGUCCCUUAAGAGCGAGGAGAAUCCACUGUCAUCAAACUGAGACACAAAAUGACUUCAGAGCCCAAGUUCAGUGAUGAGAUGGCUGCAGGGUUUGGCCUCUUGGAACCCUGUGAGCUGAAUCUCUUGGUUCAAUGUCGAGCCUUACUGCAAAAGCCUUAUUGUACUAAAAUGUGAAAUAAUUCCCUAUUGUAAUACCUGUUCCACUAUAAAACAAAACAACCCAACAAAAGCCUUUAGGUGGGAAGUCAUCAGGCUUUUUUUGUGUAAGGGCAGUACAGCCUAAAGCAGAAACAUUCAUGCAUUGAAUGCUUGAAUCUAUUAAAAGGCAAAACUAAUUAUAAUAAUCAUUUGAAACUUUAUGUAAGAUAGGUCUCAUCUAAGGUAGGUCUUUAUAGGACAGUUUUAAUACUCAAAUACUUUCAUUAGAAAUGGUUGAAAAAUCAGAUUUUUAUUUCUUCUUAAGAAGUCCUGCUGCUUUUAAAGAGGGUUUUCAUUCUGACUUAGAAUUUUGAGAAUUCUAAAAAAUGAAGAAUUUAAAAAAACUUCUUUCAACUGCAAUUUCUUACUAUUGAAUAACAGCUAUUUUUAGUGAUUUAGUGCAAUAGCCAGCUUCUGUGCUAUUUUUGUAUUUUCCUAAUAGUACUAGGUCCUUUUUGUUUCAUAUGUUGAAUGCUGUUACAGAAAAAUAAUGGGAAAUUGCUAUAAAAUUAAAAAGAUAUCAGACUUGAAAAUUUUAAUGGGGCUGUUUAAAGACUUUUGAAAAAAUGGUGUGCAGUUAUUUUUGUAAAGCUUGUGAGAUUCUAACAUAAUUUAAUUGAAAGCAGCCCUUAAGCUAAAAAAUGUUUCCAUAGUAAAAGCUCCUGCAGGCUCUGCUGACCCCUUAACAUCCUCUGUGCAAUGAAAUAAGAGAGAAGAAAAGCUACAAGGUGUUUUCUUUAACUGUCUCGAGUGCCUGUGAGAUCCAUCCUCCACUUCAUGACUGUAAGUUGUAGUGAACUUGGUGAAAAUCCUUGCUGUUGUGCAUCUGACUGGAGAAGCUGGUGGGGGCUGGAACUACCCCAGGAGAUCCCUCUGUGUGCAGUUAUUCAGACCUUAUGGAGGUGGAUAAUGACUCUGGAAUUUCCCUGUGAUAAAAUGCUUGACCCAUCUCCUUUUUUCUCUAAAUCACUGUGGUGUUUAAAGAAAAAAAAGAAAAAAAAAAAAAAAGAAAAUCUAAGUCUUUGUGUGGCACAGAACCAGUGCAUCAUUUGUGCUUUUGAAAUCAUUGGGAGGUGGAGCUGUGAGUCAAUCUACACUACUCUUCUUCCUGGCCACAGCUGUGGUCCAGGAGCACCUACCAGCUGGGAGACACACAGACUGGAGCCUUACAGUGGUGCCUUUUAUGAAACAAAGACACCCAUGGGAUCAUCAGCCUAUUCACCUUUGGAUCGGUUCAUCCGCGCAAAUCCGCACAGGAAGGUUGGAAUCAGGAGGAGGAAUCAUGAAAGGCCACACAGUGCUGAAAAUGAGCCAGAAGUGCCUCAGUUGUGCUGGCUUUCUGUAAAAAUUAUCGGCAUGAGAAAUCUCCGCAAAGCAGACCUGUGGAGCCAAACUGAUUGCUAUGUCAAGCUGUGGCUGCCAACAGCUUCGUGUCAGGAAGCCCAGACCAGAACUGUACACAACUGCAGAAACCCUGUCUGGAAUGAAACUUUCCACUUCGUGAUACAGAGUGAAGUAAAGAACAUCCUGGAGCUGACAGUCUGUGAUGAGGACACUUUUACACCAGAUGACCACCUUAUGACUGUUCGCUUUGACGUGGCUAAAAUCCAACCUGGAGAAAAAGUUCACCUGAGUUUUGAGUUGAAUCCAGAGAAUCAGGAAGAACUAGAAGUGGAAUUUCUACUGCAUAACAUACCAGGUGUAUCUGAGAAGAUCAUUACUAAUGGUGUACUAGUGUCUCGUGAAGUUUCCUGUUUGGAAGUACAUGUGAAUGAAACAAAAAUGAAGAGUUCUUACAAAAGGAGAGAUUUCACCUUCACAAUGAAAGGAUCCUGUGAAGAAACCCAGGAUAUUUCCAUAGGUCCUCACUCCAGACCUGGAAGCAGUGAAACCACCAGGUUCCACUACAUCAAGCACAGUCAGCCCAGACUGCUCAUGACUCUGCCAAAGGAGCGUUUUCUCUGUUGGCCUGGCUCAGGUAGGAGGGAGUUGGAUGUAAGUAGUCCUCUGGCUGUGCCUCUCCAUUCUCUGGACUUGGGAAAGAAAGUGACAGUGAUGAGAGGGGAAUCUUAUGAGGUGUCUGUGAAUGAGGAAAAUAGCUGCAAGGAUCUGGAUUUGCGGCUGGGCUUCGAUCUCUGCGCGGAGGAGCAGGAUUUCAUCCGCAAAAGGAGGAAGGUGGUUGCUGCUGCUCUGAAAAACGUUCUUCAUCUAGAUGAAGACCUGCAGGAGGAUGAGGUGCCCGUGGUGGCGGUGGUGACGGCGGCGGGGGGAGUGCGGUCCAUGACAGCGAUGUUUGGCAGCCUCCUGGCUCUCCAGGAGCUGGGUGUUUUGGACUGUGUGACAUACAUCAGUGGUUUAUCUGCCACAACAUGGACCAUGUCAAAGUUAUAUGAAGAUGCCAAUUGGUCACAAAAGGAUCUCAGAGGGCCAGUUGGUGAUAUCAGGAACCAUGUGACCCAGAGCAAGCUGCACUGUUUCUCUUUGGAUCAUAUGAAAUACUAUGAAAAUGAGCUUUGUAAGAGAAAGCAAGAGGGGCACAAGGUGUCCUUCACAGAUUUAUGGGGACUUUUCAUUGAUUGUAUGCUGCAUCAUCAGGAAAGUACUCACAAACUCUCGGAUCAACAGCUAGCAGUCAAUCAGGGGCAGAACCCACUCCCCAUAUACCUAUCCCUCAAUGUCAAGGAUGACUUUAGCACUUUGGAUUUUAAAGAGUGGGUGGAGUUCACACCUUAUGAGGUGGGUCUCCUGAAAUAUGGGGCCUUUGUUCGUUCCGAGGAUUUUGGUAGUGAGUUCUUCAUGGGUCACCGGAUGAAGAAGAUCCCAGAAUCCCACAUCUGUUUCUUGGAAGGCACAUGGAGCAAUAUAUUUUCCCAGAGUUUUAUGGAUGCUGUCUACCUCUCGGGUCAUUCAGAACACUUCUGGCACAGAUGGACUCGAGACACUGAGCAUGACAUUGAGCACCAUCCUGCUCUGCCCCAGAAGCCUCAUGAGCAGACAACCUGCUUAUCCAUCCCCAAAGGCUGCCUCUCCAAAACUCUUCGAGAGACGAUGACCGGGCGGCCAGUGGUUUCAACUUACCACAAUUUCCUCAAGGGCUUGCAGCUACAUAACAAAUAUUUGGAGAAUGAGAGCUUUUGCAUGUGGAAAGACACAGUGCUGGAUUCUUCUCCCAACCAGCUGAAUGAAAUGAGUGACUACCUCAAGCUGAUAGAUACAGCUUUCUUCAUCAACACCAGCUGCCCACCCAUUCUGAGGCCAGCGAGAAAAGUGGAUGUCAUUCUCCACUUAAAUUACAGUGGAGGAUCACAGACUCUGCCACUGGACCUAUUCUCAGAGUACUGUUUGGAGCAUGGGAUCCCAUUCCCCAGCACAGAGCUGAGCCAGGAAGACCGGGAGCACCUGAAGGAGUGCUACGUGUUUGAGGACACCUUAGAGGCACCAAUCUUGGCCUAUUUCCCAUUGGUGUGUGAUACCUUCCAAAAAUACAAGGCACCGAAUGUGGAGCGCAGUCCCGCAGAGAUGGAGCAGGGAAGAGUGGACGUGUCCAACUGUGCUGCUCCCUAUGGCACUGGCCUCCUUACGUACACCGAAGAGAAUUUCAACAAGCUGCUUAACCUCUGCAGCUACAACAUCCUGAAUAACAAACACCUAAUUCUCCAGGCUCUGCGAACUGCAGUGCAACGAAAGAAGCAACUUAAAAACUAUUCCUCACCUAAUUUGAGCAAACACUCUUAAACUGUAUUUAGGAAAAAAAAAAAAUCAUCAGAAGGACAUGCACAAAUGUUUUGGUGCUGGACUAAUAAAUAUUCACAGAUGUUUGUGAUGGCAACAAAAUUUGUGAUUCCAACUCCUUUGACUUCUGCAACAGUGAGGUGUAGCAGCUGCUGCAGUUUUAUUCCCACUGCCAUCCAAAUAACAGGGUACUUGUCUUAGAAAAUUGGUUUCUUAUAAAAGUAUGUUUAACUGGUCUUUCUUAGAACUUGUUUUCUGAUUGUUGUAUGCAAAAAUAUACAUGCAGAGUAAUAGCUACUAUUCAAAUACUAAGUAGUCAUGCAUAAUCUUAUUAAAAAUAAGAAUUUUAUAGUUGAAAUCAUUGAAGUUUGGGGGGUUUUAUUCAGUUCUAUGGUCUCAACUCAACUAAUGAGUUGUUCUGGGAAAAAAAUUGCUCUUUCUUUUGAUACCAAGAAAUCAAAUAUUGAGUGAACAAUGAGCUUAGUGAAUAACCUUUGAAGAAAGCUGAAAGAAAAGCUGUCACUUCAACUGUGGAAAAUGGAAGGAAACUCUGCUUUCAAGAGUGCAGGUGACUGGAAUGAUAACUCAGGAGAUAACAGUAUAUGUUGUUACCUCUAAGCCAGGCCUUUUCUGUGCAUCAGUUCAUUUAACAGGAGGUAAGACCAGCAGUGUCUGUCAAGCUUUGCUGCAACAUGAAUCAAACCAGUAAGUAUCUUUUCAUAAGAGGAAAUUGUUGGCAGUAACCUUCGUGUCUCCUUUUCGUAGAUCUAAAGCAGUCAAGUCCAACAACUUUCCUUUUCCUCAGUUACUUGAGAGAUCUUUGUUUCACUAGCCCUCUUUGCAGAAAGCCAGUUUUUCACCUUCUUUUCUUGCCCUUGGUUAGGAUAAUUUGAUGUUAUGUGUCACUAGUAAGACUGCAAUAGGUUUCUGUGAGUAAAGAAGAAAAGGAAGUGUCACUCUGACAGCUCAGUUAUGGUCAUAAAUUUAUUUUUAAACAAAAACAAAAUGGAGGUUUAAAAAUGUGAUUAUUUUCUAUUGCAAAGUAUCUCUUCAGUAUUUUUAAGACUUUCAAGUUUCACUACUAGAGCUCCAGGAAGAAUGGAUAUAAGCAGUUCAGUGUGUGCCUGGUGUAUUCCACCCACUGGUUUUUGGUGGUUACAAUACUUGGCGCUGGGCCUUCAGCUUUACUCACCCAAGGUGUGGUGAUGAUGUGUGCUUUUGGCAGCUGAUCUGGAAAAUUAGGAUGGCUUAGAAUGAGCUGAGGAAAGGGAGUCUGUUUUCAGAAGUCUGGGCCUAUUUAGCAAGCCACUAAAAAAUCUUAGGUUGCCUAAAUGGUCUAGCUUAGCAGCUCAGUAUUUUGAUUUAAGUCAGACAGAUGCUGGUGCUUGUGUUGGGAUCUGGCUCCAGGCAUCUCACACUGCAUGAGAUGAAUGUUUUAGCUGGGAGAGCCAAGCUUAAUGGUCUUGCCUUGAUGGCUUGUCAGCUUUCUCCAAAAUGGACUGAUUUUGUUUCUUGUCUGGGGAAGGAAAGGCAGCUUCUGUUAAAGACCACUGAUGAUGCUCACAUUACAGAGACACUUCAGAAUCCUGCCUGUGAUGUGAUGGUGAAAGGCAGCAUGAAACCACAGGGGAAGAGAUAUUUGUUUGAGUGGCUUGCCAGCUAUUAAUCAAAAAAUAACAAAGGAGACACAUUCAUUAUUACUGGUGGUAUUUUUUGAGGGUGGAUCUGAGGCUUAGGCUCAGUGACAUAUCAGCUGGAUUUUUCAAAUGAUUCAGCAUUGAUGCAGCUGUUCUAUUUAUGAUCCGGGUAGAUCAGCAGCAAUUUCUUUUUUUCUUUUGGUAAACACCUGUUUGUGACCUGUCACACAAGCUCUGCUGAAUGUAAUGUCAUGAUCCUGGAAACAAUUAGCUGUGAAUCUUUGCAGUCUCUAUUAGGGCUCAAACAUUUCUUAGGAUGACUGCAGAUGAAGUUACCCCCUUAAUUAUCUGUUAAAAUGAGGUGGCUUCUUGAUAUUCUGAGAAUUGGUUCAGAAUGAAAUUGGCUCUAGAUUUCCCUGUAGAGGUCCUGGGCUAUGUGUCUUGCCUAAUUAUUGGGUAAUUAGCUGACACAGGCUGGUGCUGGUAUUCCUCACACCUGUGGUCUGUUGGGGUUAGGGCAGUGAAACAGCUGCUUGAAGAGUGCCUGAAGUGUUGAAUGAACCUGGAAAGGUCAGGCAACCUCUGAGUGCUCCUGCAGAGGUAAAGAGAGGUGCUUUUGGAUGCUCAGAUCUAUAGAACACAGGGAGGGGCAGAGAUAAAGGUUUUGAGCUACUGGUUUUUGAGAUGAGGAUUGCAUUUGAAAUUCUGUUGCAACAAAUCUGAAGGCAGGGUUGCAUAUAUUAACAGAUGGGCGAAUGCUUUAGUGAUGAUUUUUGAAUGGAAAAGCAGCACAAUUACUUCAUGUGAGUGAGUAGGAGGAGUGAGAUUUUAUCUCUCCAAAGCAUAUCAAGGACAUGUGGAGUUGCUUUAAUGCUGUUUCUCAAUAGCCUUUUGAAAGCACAAGCCCUCCUUCAUAUAUGUCAUAAUCAGAAUAUUGUCUCAACCAAAAAUGUAAUCCCCCACCCCUCCACCUAGCAUGAUCUCUCUCUCCAAUGACUAAAAGAAUAUAGUAGAGUUUUGAAGAACAGGGGUUUUGAAGGUGUGGUACUUAGAAACAUGAAAAUAAAAUGCCAACAUAUUAAUUAUAUUAAUGUGAAUGCUAUACAUAUAUACAUAUAUAUGGGAAUAUUUUGUUUGGUUUUGGGUUUUGGUACCAAAGAGUUCCUUAAAAUAAAGCUCAGGCCAAAAAUUGCCUUGUCAAAC